AUGAGGGUUUUAUCCCGAAUUCCCAGUGAUGGUACCUUUGACCAAUCACGCCCCAUCCGUCGUUUGGCGUCGUAUAAACCAACUGUUUUAUAUUCGGUUGAUUUAUCUUCUGCUACCGAUAGAUGGCCCGUUGUCAUUAUCCACGACCUUAUGGCGUGUAUAUUUGGACAGACGAUGGCAUCAUGUAUAGUCAACGGUUGCUUAGCUCUUAACAGCUGUUAUGUUGGUCGGCCUAUUUCGGCUGUUCCUCGUAACAUCUGUUUCGUGGCUGGGCAGCCGCUUGGAUACUAUGGCUCUUGGGCACUUUUCUCGCUAUCCCACCAUUAUAUGGUGUGGUUAGCUGCCGAAUUAGUCUAUCCCAAUCGGGGUCGGUUCUCCCGGUAUGCUCUCCUCGGUGAUGAUAUAGUAAUCGCCGAUGAGCAGGUCGCUAUUAAGUACUUAGAACUAUUACAGAAACUCCAAGUCCAGGUCUCUGAAGCAAAAAGUAUUGUUUCGAGAACUGGGGCAUUGGAAUUUGCCAAGCAGUUUUGGGUUGAUCGGAUUCAAAAGAAUCUAUCGCCCGUCUCUGCGAGGGCUGUACUUAGUUCUAAUUCCUUAAUCGGUAUUUCAUCUCUUGCUGGCAAGUACAGUAUGUCUUAUACUGCUGUACUGCGCUUCGCGGGAUGUGGAUACCGGGUCUUAGGUCGAUGUCGGUCUGCAACUCUAUCCAGAAAAGCGUUGCGACUUCGUCGACUUUGGGACCGUCGACCUUCCGGAUCGGAUCAACUACCUUUAGAUUUGUGGCUUGGUCGGGGAAACCCUAUAAGCCCUUAUCUAAAGGGGAUUCUAGUUGAUCUGGUGAAGGAGCGGAUGAAGCCUAAACAGCUUGUCCUGCCUCCUGAGGGAUACUUACUAGAUGGUGAAGCCGCUAAUGCGGAAUACACGUUGUAUCAUCAUUGGAUGAAAUCGUGGUUAGCUUAUCUGAAAUGGUAUGCUCUUCUCCACCUUGUUCCCGAUCCGUCUCUCCAUUUCGUCUUUUCGCCUCCGGUCAUCUGCAGGACUUACUACCGAACUGAUUAUUUAUCAAAUUGAACUUAGAAUCUCUUUUUAUUAUUUAGAAUAAAGAUUAUAUAUAUGUCCAAUCUCUAGUGGUUGGUUCCACCACCAACUUUCUUUAUGUGAGUGAUUUUGACCCUCCAAAAACUUCUUUAGCCACUCUUUUAAUGCAAUUGGCCAUCUUAUACCACAUCACAGAGGUUUCCUCCUAGAAAUUCCAAUUCCCUUCCUCUCAGGUUCCUUCACUUAGAGUAGUGAGUCUAGUGAAAGCCGAAGACUAAGAAGAAGGUACGGAAGCCGGGAAAACAACUUCAUACGAUAACGAUACCAUUCACAGCGGAACAAGAAGAAUCACAGUCGACUCAACUUGUGAGCUAUCGAGUCAGUAGCUGCCUUUAGAGCUGGGAUAAGUAGGGUAGCAGCUAAGAUUAACUAAAAGGACUCUCCUCCACCCUCAACCUAGACAUAGAACUCCUAGCUCUGGAGCUGAUUGAAUUGAUUCUUUUUAACAGCUACCGACUCUUCUCCUCGCUCACUGAACUCCCCCAACCUAGUCUCAGGUCAAGAGAUAAGAGCGAUGGCAUACCUUGAGUCACUCGCUUCCAUUGGGCGAACUUUCAUCUGUUCUCUUUCUGCAUUGAUGGUAAAAUGAACCACCUUGCUUAUCACAGUUAGGUCGAUUUUCUUUGAUCCUCAUCUCGUUCAGU
Molecule: messenger RNA, 1742 nt
Organism: Prosopis cineraria
Lineage: Eukaryota; Viridiplantae; Streptophyta; Magnoliopsida; Fabales; Fabaceae
Exons: 1
Coding region: 1-1071 (356 amino acids)
Source: RefSeq, a predicted model, not a curated record